This is a messenger RNA of Oncorhynchus mykiss (rainbow trout), 1944 nucleotides long. It is a transcript of the gene abi3b, whose product is annotated as ABI family, member 3b. NCBI's taxonomy places the organism in Eukaryota, Metazoa, Chordata, Actinopteri, Salmoniformes, Salmonidae. Gene Ontology annotation, molecular function: SH3 domain binding; signaling adaptor activity. Gene Ontology annotation, biological process: neuron migration. Gene Ontology annotation, cellular component: lamellipodium; SCAR complex; actin-based cell projection. The record is from RefSeq and is a predicted model, not a curated record.
UAUUGAUAUAAGAACACACCCACAGUUUGACACACCUUUACUUUGUAGUUAACUUCUGCACAUUCUUUCCGGACCGAGCAAAGUCUAAAAUGACGGAGCAAACGAAGUGUUCAGAACUUGCUACGCAAAUAUUAAAAGAGGCUCCCGCGUCGAGAAAGGCGCUUAUUGACAACUAUAACAACCUUCACAAAGUGGCCGAUUACUGUGAAAACAAUUAUUUAGGCCUACAGGAUGAGGACACAUGGAAGGGUUUGGAGGAGACCAAGGCUUUGACCACUCAGGCUUUGGCCAGUGUGGCCUACCAGAUCAACAGCCUAGCCACUUCUGUCCUGAGACUGCUGGACACCCAGGCCAUGCAGCUGAAAGACAUGGAGAACUCCCUCAACCUCCUCUCUCUGGCUGUAGCUAUCCAUCAGGAGAAGGUGUCUCGGAGAGAGAUGGGAAUUUUCACCACAGUAACGAAGUUGGCUUGCGCCAAAUUAAUGAGCCCUCCCAAAGCUGGCCGGGAGCUCGAGGGUUGCUACAUCAGAAGACCCAUGUCCUUCACCGAACUGGACACACUGGGCCACAGCUUUAACCUCAAUGAGUUGCAGCCUCGGAAAAGAACAGGGACCACAGAGAGCGUGCGAAGUACAGGGAGCUGUGGCCCUGUGGAGUGUCCCGUUGCUCCUGCUACCCAGCCUGGGGAACCCUCCUCAGCCAGCGUCAAUAAGGAUCUCUAUAGGUCCAAUCUUGGCAUUAACGUGGCCCUACCAUCGGUGCCCACCUUGCCAGUCUCCUCAAACCUCACCCAAAACUGCCCACAACCCCCUCCUGGAUCAACGUUUGACUCCAACAUCCCACCUCCUCCUCCUCCCCCACCUGGCUCCAUGGGCACUGGUCCUCCUCCUCCUACACCCUCCAUGACCUCAUCGAAUAACCUCCCUCCUCCCCCUCCUCCUACACCGAAUGCAUCCCCUAAUGUUCCCUCUCCGCCACCCCCUCCUCCACCUCCUGCCAGCGCAUCAAAUAGCUUCCCCCCUCCUCCUCCACCUCCACCUGGUUCAAUGGGUAAUGCUCCACCUCCUCCGCCACCUCCACCUCCUCCUCCUCCUCCACCUGGUUCAAUGGGUAAUGCUCCACCUCCUCCGCCACCUCCACCUCCUCCCAGCUCAUCAAAUAGCUUACUCCCUCCUCCACAUGGUUCAAUGGGUAAUACUCCUCCUCAUCCUCCACCUCCUCCCAGCUCAUCAAAUAGCUUCGCCCCUGCUCCUUUUCCUCCUCCUCCACCUGGUUCAAUGGGUAAUGUUCCACCUCCUCCGCCACCUCCACCUCCUCCCAGCUCAUCAAAUAGCUUCGCCCCUCCUCCUCCACCUGGUUCAAUGGGUAAUGUUCCACCUCCUCCGCCACCUCCACCUCCUCCGAGCUCAUCAAAUAGCUUCGCCCCUCCUCCUCCUCCUCCUCCACCUGGUUCAAUGGGUAAUGUUCCACCUCCUCCGCCACCUCCACCUCCUCCCAGCUCAUCAAAUAGCUUCGCCCCUCCUCCUCCACCUCCACAUGGUUCAAUGGGUAAUACUCCUCCUCAUCCUCCACCUCCUCCCAGUUCAUCAAAUGGCUUCCCCCCUCCUCCUCCUCCACCUGGUUCGAUGGGUAAUGCUCCUCCUCCUCCACCACCUCCUCCUCCCCUCCCUGGUACCUCCACUAAGGUGCCCCCACCUCCUCCACCACCCCCACCUCCUCCUCUUCCAUAACUUAUAUUGUUACGUGUCUUCUCUAUCUACCUUCUGCUAUGUAGGGAUUACAUGAUAACAUGGCACAGCAAUGAAUUGAACUGAAUAUGGUAUGUAACCUGAAUACAGUGUGUGAUCAUGAUUGAGUUUUUAUGAAUAUGUAUAAAACAAAAUUUGAUUUAUUUCAAUUUGCAAGUAUAUUGAUGACAGGAUUCUGCAUUAAAGGACGUUUUUA